This is a messenger RNA of Anastrepha obliqua, 1325 nucleotides long. Its product is annotated as B-cell receptor-associated protein 31. Bases 200 to 901 code for a protein of 233 amino acids. Gene Ontology annotation, biological process: intracellular protein transport; endoplasmic reticulum to Golgi vesicle-mediated transport. Lineage: Eukaryota; Metazoa; Arthropoda; Insecta; Diptera; Tephritidae. The record is from RefSeq and is a predicted model, not a curated record. Gene Ontology annotation, cellular component: endoplasmic reticulum membrane; endoplasmic reticulum. The transcript has 3 exons.
CGAGGCAGUUAUUUAUAUGUUGAAUUUGCCUGAAGAAAAUACACAUCAUCGACUGAACUUCAAUCGAAGCAGCGAAAAAAGAAGCAGCGCAGUUCUAAAUUUUCACAAAUAUUAAUCUAUAAAAACACCUGUUUUACAGCUCAGCAACUGAAAGAGAAAGUGUUCCAGAAGCCUAUAAAAUAACCAAUCACCAGCAAAAAUGAGUCUCGUCUGGACUUUGAUUGCCACUUUUCUGUAUGCAGAAAUUGUGGUAGUUUUGCUGUUGGUUUUGCCCAUAGCAAGUCCUCACAAAUGGAACCGCCUAUUCAAAUCCAAGUUCCUUGCAAUGCUGGCCCAACAGGCGCAUCUUUAUUUCUUCCUUAUCAUGGGUGUUUUAAUUUUAUUCCUAUUGGAUGCCAUUCGUGAAAUGCGGAAGUACUCGACCCAUGAGGCCGGCGGACACGAACAUUUGAAUGUCGAAAUGCAGCACAGUAUGCGACUUUUCCGUGCACAACGCAACUUCUACAUUUCUGGUUUUGCUAUAUUCCUUGUAUUGGUCAUACGUCGUCUGGUGACGUUGAUUUCAGCGCAGGCGAACUUGUUGGCACAGAGUGAGGCUUCAAUGAAGCAAGCGCAAAGUGCCACAGCAGCAGCUCGUACCUUAAUGGCUGAAAAGAGCACUGAGAAGGCGAAGGAAGCCACUGAGGACAGCACAUUGACUGAGCUUAAUGAGUUGCGCAAAAAGGUGCAAGAACUCACCGCCGACUUGAAUCGUGAAAAGAAAGAUAAGGAAGCUGUGAAGUCACAAGCUGAAAGUUUGAACAAGGAAUACGACAGAUUGACUGAUGAGUACAGCAAAUUGCAGAAAAAGAUCACCAUCAGCGACAUUAGUGGCGGCAAAGGAGGCGAGAAAGAUGAUUAGAAAAGCAAAUAGCGCCAACAUAUUAAUCCAUUUAAGAAAAAACUAAUAAAACGUAAUAUAAAUCUUCACUUCAUGCAACACCACUUACCCAAUUAUAGUAGCAGCUGCAACGAAGCUCUUUGUCAUAUGCCGUUUAACAUUUGGAAAAAAAGGAGACUUGGAUAAAAACAUUAUAAAUGGACUUGAAUUAAAAAUUUUACGAGACGGAAAGCGAAUAAUUUGUGGUACUAACUUAUAACUAUAUAAUCUGCACAUAUAUUUUUAUAUAUAUUAAAAAAAAGCGUAUUCUAAAAGAUCAAAAUUGUUUCCAAUUGUUUUGUAGUUGUGUUAAGAGUUUAUCUUUAGCGUGUUGGUUAACACUUUCUUACAUAAUAACUUAUACUUUCUUUUUAUAUAAAUAAAUUUUGAAUUAUAAAUACAAUUA